Messenger RNA from Bursaphelenchus xylophilus (pine wood nematode), 668 nucleotides. Lineage: Eukaryota; Metazoa; Nematoda; Chromadorea; Rhabditida; Aphelenchoididae. The record is from the annotation of a GenBank genome assembly.
AUGACGGACGAGGUGUUUGAGGACCCGCAGAAGACCAUGGACGAUUUGAAUCAGCGUUUACAACAGCUUCCCCUAUCAGAUCCGAGACGUCAAAGACGCCCUUCAGACGAUCUUAUACCCGAUCCCAAUGUGUUAGAAGAACUGGAGCAACAUGCUAAAGCCAUCUCAUCUAAUUUGGAUAUGACUUUGAGGGAUUUGAGGGGUACAUAAUUCAUUUUUUCAAAAUGUUUUGUGGGUUUAUAUCAAGUAUAAUACAAUUCUUUUCAGGUCUGCUCCGAGGAGUUAGUGAUUUAUCUGUAGAAUCGAUUCAGGUAUUCAAUCAAGUGAUUUGUGGAACCUGUGACUCUGUGGAUUCUGUGAUCAGGUCGAUUUAUACGGUAGGGAGACAUUUUAUACGACAGAAGUUUUAGAUGGUCGCAAAAACUGAAGAAUUGAAUACGACUAUGCUCACGGUGCAGAAAUUGGCAAAGCAAAUGUAAGUUGGGAUAGUGAGAUUGGUUUGGAAUUUAUUUUAUGCGAAAAUUGCUGUAUUUUAGGCAAAAAUUUGUUGUUCAUGAUGACGUUUUAAUUUUUUUGGACUCUUAGAAUAAUAUAGAUGUUUCAGAAGCGAAAUCAAAGCCCUUGUUGACCAAUUUGAAGCUCAAUUUAUCGAAGCUCAGGCCUCAUGA